AUGUCACAGAUGCCAAAUAUUUACCAAUGUCAUACAUAUUCCUCCCAUGGAGUUGCAUUCGUUAAAUGCUCCUUGGGCAUUCUCAACUUGGGGAUAGACGUAAUUGGGAAAAUAACUCCGAAGGCUUCUAAUGGCCAUGAAUUCAUUUUGGCCACCAUAGACUAUUUCACCAAAUGGGUGGAGGCUCAGUCUUAUGCAGUCUUGACUGCCGCCAAGGUGGAAAAAUUCAUCAAAGAGAACAUCAUUUGCAGUCAACUUACUGAAGGAGAAUGGAUGAGAGCCAGGUAUGAAGAAAUUAACCUCUUGGAUGAGAGGAGGAUGAAAGCCAUGGAUAAUCUCAAGAAAUAUCAGCAAAGGAUGGCCAGAGCAUUUAGUAAAGAGGUGCGACCUCGGAGCAUUGAGGUAGGAGAUUUAGUGCUAAGGGAGCAAAGGGCUCCGAUUCAUGACCCUCAAGGAAAGUUCCGACCCAAUUGGAGCGGCCCAUACAAGGUGAAGGCGAUCUUACUAGGUAGCACAGUUCGUCUCAUGGAUAUAAACAGAGAAAACCUCUGGGGAUUGGUCAAUAUGGAUCAAUUGAAGAAAUACUUCGUCUGA
Messenger RNA from Telopea speciosissima, 594 nucleotides. RefSeq lists its product as uncharacterized. Bases 1 to 594 code for a protein of 197 amino acids. Gene Ontology annotation, molecular function: nucleic acid binding. Lineage: Eukaryota; Viridiplantae; Streptophyta; Magnoliopsida; Proteales; Proteaceae. The record is from RefSeq and is a predicted model, not a curated record. The transcript has 2 exons.